Molecule: messenger RNA, 2671 nt
Organism: Oncorhynchus mykiss (rainbow trout)
Lineage: Eukaryota; Metazoa; Chordata; Actinopteri; Salmoniformes; Salmonidae
Source: RefSeq, a predicted model, not a curated record
UCAGCAGCCUGAUGACCUAGAGGCCGGAGAGGGAGUAUACGUGACAGGUAUGAAGACCAAAACAUUCAACGUUGUGAGAUGAUACCUCCUCCACUGUUUCAUCCACUAAAGGUUUUACUGUUACAAUUUCACACACGAGCGUUCACCAUAUUUGGACUAUCACAGAGAAGUGUUACGGGGACAUGGUGCCCAAGACGAUCGCGGGGAAGAUCUUUGGUUCUAUCUGUUCUCUGAGCGGGGUGCUGGUAAUCGCCCUGCCUGUUCCCGUCAUCGUGUCCAACUUUAGCCGAAUCUAUCACCAGAACCAGAGAGCUGACAAACGGCGUGCGCAGAAGGUACAGAAAGCCAGACUGGCCCGGAUAAGAAUAGCCCAGACGGGCAGCUCCUGCACGGGCUUCCUCCAGAGCAAACGCAACGACCUCCUCAACGAACUGCUGGAGCUCACGGGAUCAGAGGAAGAGGAACAGCAGCUCAACAAGGGCAUGUCGUUAUUAGAGAGCCAACACCACCACCUAUUGCACUGUCUGGAGAAGACCACUGCCCAUGAGUUUGUGGAUGAGCAGCUGUAUGAGCAGAACUGCCUGGAGACCACGAUCCAGAGCUACACCUCCCACAGCCCCUCCUUCUCCAGCCAGGACGGGCCCAUAGGCACCUGCUGUACCCGCCGGGGGAAGAUGAACUCCCCACUACCCAACUCCAGCCUGCCCCUCCAGCCCAGCCAUCAGCAGGGCUCACUACAGGAGCUCAGCGCCCUGCACAUCCAGUGUGGGGAUAAGCUGCCCCAUACCACCAGUCGCUCCAGUCUCAACAUGAAGACAGACGAUGUGGGCCUGAUCAACUGCAAGGGCAGUCAGAUCACCACGGCGAUCAUCAGCAUCCCCACGGCCCCCUCCGACACCACUGACGGGGGCGGUCUCCACGGACCCCCCCAGCGCAGACCCCCCCCACCCCCCACCGGCCCACAGGCCCCCAGCAUCAAUACCACCGCCAGCUCCAAUGUCAUUAAAGUAUCUGCUCUGUGACUGUGUGACGAACCCAAUCGACAGACUGACUGAGCAGGAGGAGAGGUGAAGGGGACUUUCACUUGAACUCUGCCUUGAAGGACCCUGUCGCCUGUUUAGAGGAAGAGAAAUGGGAGGGAACUCCCAUUUUCCAAGGAAUGUACUUGGCCUUUUGAGAAGCCAGGGGAUAGGCUACUGUAUACUGAGAGAAAUGUUGAAACGCAAGUCAGCUGAUGGUAGGCUACUGUGUGCCCAUUUCCCAAAAACGGGCCAGUAUGUUUGAAUUGCGGGAAUCGACAGGACAAAGGAAGUCACUGUGUCUUUGUGCACUUCGCACCUACUCUUUAUUUUCUUGAUCUGGCUACAGCUCAACCCUAAAUGUGUAAAAGAUAUUCUUCUUACACUUACAAGGUUCAAAGGAGGAUGAAGACAACGAUCAAUGUUUUAACUCGAGUUUGGUUGGUCUUCUUUGCGUUUUCUGUUUGUCGUAUCUAGUUUCACCUUGAUUGAUACAGUUUUGGAGUUUUUUCACUUCUCCAGUGGACGAGGUGUGUCGGUUAAUAUGAUUGUGGUGAUUUUUUUGUUUGUGUAUGUAUGUACGUGUGUGAUGAUACUUUUAUGAAAUGUUAAUACUUUUGUGGGUUUUUAAACCUGAUUAGAUUUUCAUCCGUCCACAAUGCCCUUAAAGAGCGACUGCCCCUAAAAAGCCAUUUCUCAUUUUGAAAAUGGCCUAUAAUGGGAUCGAUAUGAGUCAGACAUUUAUUAUACUGUCAAAAUCGACAACAAAAUGUGAAUAGGAUAAUUUGGGUCAUAAAUUUAGUCUCAUCCAGAUUUGUGAGAUGUCAGGAAAAAAAAUGUAUGUUCUGGAAUGAAGGGUACCGUAACAGUUUUCCUUGGGUUUGGUAAUGCCCAUGGUCAGUUUAGUUUGACAUUCGAUAUCCCUAUGGGGCUAGUUAGGGACCACAACAUUCUAAAGGUGAAUAGCUCCAAAUUUCAAUAAAUUAAAAACUUCAAACCAAUUAUAAAUUGUAGAAAUUAAUUAAUAUACAAAUAUUGAAAGCAUUUAACGAGAGAACUAAAACAUGGGCAACAUGAAAAUAUUGUCCCAUUUAUAUUGUGUAUUUCAUUGACGGUACCUAACCAUCCCCAGAGAUAGGCUAUCAAAAGUCAAACCAACUUUGCCACAGUCGCACACUAGUCUGCUGAAACUAAUUACCUAAAUAAUUUGUGUAACUCUUCCCACCUGCGAACACACACAAGCGACACCCACAACAAACCACACCCUGAAACCAACUCACGUUUGAAUUCAGCCAUGGCCGCUAGCAUUUCUUAAUGAACCAAAUCUAAAACCAGGCCAAAGCAGGAAGUUCAGUCGCCCUUUAAAAUCAAAGGAACAUAAAUGACUACUCAGACAAAUAUUUUAUGGGCUAACUAUUUUUUUGCUAGAAUAUUUUAUCAGACACACUACAGUACCAUUGCUGUUACUCGGUCUCUGUCUCUCCCUUGCUCUCUCACUUUCUCCCAUGCUCUCUAUCUCUGUCUUUCUCUCUCUCCCAAAAUGUCCUAAUUUUUAAGACUUUAGAAUAGCAGUUUAGUCGUUGUUUUUUCAGCUCAGUGGAAGACAGUAGAAUCACCAUGGUCCCAUGCAACCAUGGAUGUCAUUAGCUAGG